CUUCUCGAAGCCUCCGAUUUCUCCGUACAUGUCGUCGUCGGUGGCUGGAUGUGUACUUUCUUACGGAUUCGUCGAUGGAAAGGAUUUCCGGAGAAGUCGAGGCCAAAUUGAGUGAGCCUGUGGAUCUGACAUCGACUGUCAGCGUUAACACGAGUACAUUGAACGUACGAACGAUUGGAGGGAGCAAGAAUAGUCAAAAUUCAAAGUAGGCAAAACUCUCGGUACUCUUCUGCAGCUGCCAACUGAAAGUUGGUUGAAUUGAGGAUGUAGUGGAUUCCUUCGGCGCUAAUUCUGUCACCAUCCAGCGUGAAAGCGUCUGUCCCCUCGAGAAGCAACGAUGGCGACAAUGAUGACCAAAGACUGGCUGGUCCAACGCUGCAAAGCGAGGGGACUGUACCAAACUCCUUACCUGAAUGACCGCUUGUACCUCCAAUGUCAGGCGCUUUGCGACUUACAGAAUUUGGAGGAGUACACUGGAGUCAAAUUGUUGUAUCUCGAGGAGAAUUGCUUGGAGAGCAUGAAUGGAUUGCAGCCCCUCAAGCAGUUGCAAUGCUUGUACUUGAGGAAAAACUUCAUAAAGUCCAUCGACCACAUAGAUGAACUCCAGUUUUUAGACACUCUCGAUAUCAGUCAAAACUACAUAUCCUGCUUGGAAAAUCUGUCCAAGUGCCUGCGCUUGAGGGUUCUCGUUGUCUCACACAACCAGCUGGAAUCGAUUGAAUCGAUUGCACACCUUACGAGUUGCCCAUCCAUCAUGAUUCUAGAUCUAUCUCAUAAUGAGCUGAAAGAUGGGGACGGUGUUCUGGAGAUUGCUCUGAGUUUACCUCAGCUUGCAGUUCUAUAUUUGUCGGGAAACCCAUGCAUAUCACGAAUGCCGCACUACCGGAAGAACAUAAUUGCGAAACUCGCGAAGCUCAGUCAUCUUGAUGAUCGACCGGUUUUCUGGGACGAACGCUUGUUUGCUGAAGCCUGGUUGAGAGGUGGCCAAGAAGCGGAGACUGCAGAGAGGGAUCGAGUUCGUGAAAUACGAGUUGACGAGGAAAAUAAGCAAUAUGAGGCAAUGCGACGAAUUCGAGAACAAAACAUGGCGGAAAGAGUUCACGUUGCGCCACCCACACUGCUUCAAUUCAGUCCGUCCGAGCUCGGGGAAGAGGAACCAGAGACAUGCGCAUUAAGUGGAGAUUUACCAGCAAAUGAGGUCGGGAUGUCAUCAGAUAAGGUAGAAACCAAAAAGGAGGGACUCGGAUGUUCUAGCGAAAUGGUCGACGAUGAAUUCUCCGUAGAAAUGGAGGUGGACCAGCCGGUCCCAGCCAGUUCUCAAUUCCAACAACAUACCUCACCGGAUGACAUGAAGCCACUUCCGUGUACAUGCAGAGUCGCUGAGGUCGAACCUAACGGCUCAGAGCAAGAGAAUAGACAGAAGCUUGCCAGCAAUCCGUUGUUCAACGAUGAUGCUCGUCACUCAUUCAGUGAAGAGCAGAAAGCAUGGCCUACGGCAAAUCCGUCCAUGUUUUCAACAGAGCUGCAAUCAAUAUGCUUACCUGAAUGGGUCGGAUCUGAAAUUAAAACCGACUCAUUUUCUACCGUGCAUGAUAACAAGCUUUUCUCAGAAGAGGCACUAGAGGACAGAUGCUCUGAUGCACAACCUGACGGUAGCACAACUCGACCCUGUUGGGCAACCACGGAAAGAGGACCGGACAUGGAGGAACCAGUGCCACCGACUUUGCAGGGCCGCGGCCGCGACUCUUUGGCAUCACUGGCGGCUUCGGAAUUGGGAACAUAUACAUGUCAAGAACCAUCCAGCUCCAUGAAGGAAGAAGACAGCCUAAUCCUCUCUUUACAGGCAAUGAAUAAUGUGAGAGUAGACGCUAGGUAAACGAAGAGGACCAUGAUGUCCUAGAGUGUUGAGAUGGAGGUAACAUAUACUUCCCUAGAGCAUAUGAAUUGCAAAAAGAGAGAGUUCGAAAAGAACAAAUAUCUAACCCUUGCACCAUAUGAUGUUGUUUCAAUGGCUGGAUCCUUGAAAGACUCAUAUGGCCGAGCUUGAGGUGCCAUUGGUAAGUGUUCAGCUCUUCAGUGAUGGAAGCUCAUGGUCAUAUCAUUGCUCAGUGUAUACUAACUGGGCAAGCUGGUCACAACCUCUUCAUCAAAUACACGGUGUAGUAGCAGUAGUAGCACGAUACACUUCAAUUUUAGUUGUUGGGCUUCCAUCACUGAAGAGCUGAACACCUAUCAAUGGUGUCUAAAGCUCGGUCAUAUGAAUCAGCAAUUGAAACAAAAUCACAUGGUGCAAGGGUUAGAUAAUUGUUCUUUUCUAACUCUCCCUUUUUGCACUUCAUGUGCUCUAGGGAAAUCUGCCAGAGCUAAAUUUCUAAGCCAAGGAGCCACUCUUGCUAUAGACCUUCUUGGUCUAGUGCACACAGAUAUAGGUGGCCCUCUGAGAACUCAAACAUUCUCUGAUGUAAAUACUUCGUAUCAUUUAUUGAUGAUCUUUCACGAUAUACGCAUGUGUAUUUGAUACGAAAGAAGUCUGAAGCCAAGUUUCAGGAAUUUAAAUUGAUGACUGAAAAUCACCUGAACAAGCUUAUCAAAGUUUUGCGAUCAGAGAAUGCUCUUGAAUACAAAUCUCGAGCUUUCACUGAAUUUUGUAUGCUUCAUGGUAUUCAACGUCGGUUUUCUAUUCCUGAUACUGCCGAACAAAACGGAGUUGCUGAAGGGAAGAAUCGCACGUUGAUUAAUUGUGUUGUAGCUAUGUUGACACAUUCUGGUCUUUCUCAUGGUUUUUGGGGCGAAGCCAUCCAUACCGCUGUUUACUUGCAGAACGAAUCUCCAUCUAAGGCUAUACGGUAUAGCAUUAGAUGGAGAUUGGCAUCUGUCCAUGCCAUGUUUGUCAUUGGGUAUAGCCUAUACCCAAUGACAAACAUGGCAUGGACAGAAGCCUGAUCUAAGCCACUUACAAGUUUUUGGAUGUACUACCUUUGCCCAUAUUGAAAAAGACCAUCGGGGUAAGAUUGACCCCAAGAGUGUAGAAUGUGUUUUCCUUGGUUAUUCUCCUCCAGCCAAAGGAUAUCGGUUACAGCGAAAAGACUCUCAUGAGAUUCUUGAGAGCACAUCUGACAAAUUUAUGCCUCUUGCGGUUCGGGAAUCUACCCUUCCCCAUCAGCAGGCAUCAGUUGUUCCACCCGCUGAGCAAGAAGGUUUUACUCUCUUUCGUCCUUUACCAUUAGCUUCAUCUACUGAUCCAGUUCGCAGGCUUCCCCUUCCGCCAAUAUUACCACCAGGACGGCCACCACCAGUGGGAGCCUUCACUCCGGUUACACCAUCCCCUGUAGUGGGAGUUCCACCAGCACCUUCCACUCCCUUCGGGGCUCAUCCUCCCACAGCUGAAGUCCCUGCCACUUA
Marchantia polymorpha subsp. ruderalis is the source of this 3402-nucleotide messenger RNA. The record is from the annotation of a GenBank genome assembly. NCBI's taxonomy places the organism in Eukaryota, Viridiplantae, Streptophyta, Marchantiopsida, Marchantiales, Marchantiaceae.